AUGCGCUAUGACAAUAUUGAGGUGCUAACGGGGAGCAACUUUAAAAAUUGGAAGUCCCACGUUGAAAUGAGUUUGGGGGUUAAUGGACUCGAUUACGCUCUCAGGGAAAAGAAACCUAAGCCUCCAACUCCUGGAGUUGCUGGGUAUGAUGACCUUAUGAAAGCUUAUGAAAUAAAGCUGGAGAAGUGGGACAAUUCAAAUCAUGUCACCUUCCUUGUUAUGAAAACUUCAAUCUCCCUUGAUAUCACCGGGGCUCUCCCCGACAAGGGCACUGCUAAAGAAUUUCUUAAAGCAGUUGAAGAACAAUUCAAAAGUUCGGAAAAUGUAUAUUCUCGAGAGCUUCUUGGCAAGCUUCUUGAGAAGUAUGUGAUUGAAGAAAAUGUAAGAGGCCAUAUCUUGAGGAUGGUGAAUGCAAUUUCGAAGCUUAAGGCUUUGGAGUUUGUCCUUAAUGAAAAUAUCCUAAUCCUCCUGAUAUUAGAGUCUCUCACUCCAGAAUUUGAUCAAUUCAAGAUCAAUUACAAUUCCCUGAAAGAAAAAUGGUCGCUCCCGGAGAUGACUCCUCGAGUUGUUGAGGAAGAACAGAGGAUCAUGAAACAGGCAAAGGACCAGGCUUUCCAUGUUGGCUCUUCCAAGAGAAAGCAUGACGGCCAGGCAUCUUCCUCAAAGGCUCUAAAGAAGCAAUUCAUCCACAAUGAUACUCAGACUGCUCCAAAGGGCAAAGGCCAGGCUGCCAACACCUCUGCUGGAGAUGCGAAGAAUACUUGCCAUUUUUGCAAGGACGUAGGACAUUUCCGGAAGAAUUGCCCCGGAUUUCUCAAGUGGAUGAUGAAGAGAGGGAUUAAGUUUGAUCCGCACCAUAAGGACAAGAACAAGAAGUAUUAA
Brachypodium distachyon (stiff brome) is the source of this 882-nucleotide messenger RNA. RefSeq names its product retrovirus-related Pol polyprotein from transposon TNT 1-94. Gene Ontology annotation, molecular function: nucleic acid binding; zinc ion binding. The transcript has 2 exons. Lineage: Eukaryota; Viridiplantae; Streptophyta; Magnoliopsida; Poales; Poaceae. Bases 1 to 882 code for a protein of 293 amino acids. The record is from RefSeq and is a predicted model, not a curated record.